This is a messenger RNA of Lasiodiplodia theobromae, 660 nucleotides long. RefSeq lists its product as uncharacterized. The coding region runs from base 1 to 660 and encodes 219 amino acids. NCBI's taxonomy places the organism in Eukaryota, Fungi, Ascomycota, Dothideomycetes, Botryosphaeriales, Botryosphaeriaceae. The transcript has a single exon. The record is from RefSeq and is a predicted model, not a curated record.
AUGACGCCCCCAUCGAAGUUCCUGCUCCUCCCGAGAGAAGUUAGGGACCUCAUCUACGAGGAGUUCAUCUUCUCUCAUCACGAGACCAAAGUCUCCCCACCAUCUGCAACCGAGCGCCCAAGCAUCGUGCACCUGCACUUGCGCAAGAACUGCCGCAACACCUCCCUGAUGUUCGUCAACCGUCAGAUCCACGAUGAAUACGAAGAACAGGUCUACCGCAACUCGACCUAUCAGAUCCGCAUCAUCUGCAACAGCUUCCCCCUGGACCUGCUUCCCGCCAAGUCCAUCUCGGGCCACUGCAAGCGCCACCUCCGCCACCUCGAGGUGCGUCUGGAAUUUUGGACCCUGCCGCUCUGGGGCAGCAUGCUGAACGGCACCGCGCCGCCGGAUGUGCGCCGCUAUCUGAAUGCCGUCGUCGCGACGUGCAUGGCCCAGCUGCCGGCGUUGGAGACGCUGUCCGUGCGCUUCGACUACCCGACCACCUUCCUGGUCCGCGAGGCCGAUGUCAAGACAGCGAAGGCUUACGCUGGGCGUUUGCUUGAGUUCAGGCCGCCGGCUGUUGCUCACAGCCGCCACUUGAAGCGCUACAAGGUUGCCGUUUUCGUCCGGGGCUCGCAGCGUCUUGGUUUCGCUCUGCAUGAGGUUUCGAAGAGAAGGUAG